AUGAUCCCAGACCAAAAGGGCAACCAGAAACCAAUUAGGGUGGAGCCAUCCGAGCUCCUGACUGAGAAUGAAAUCAGGAAGAUCUUGCUGGCUUGGGUGAAGCGAAGGAUGUGCUUAAAAAACAAAGUAGCACGUAGAUUGAUCAUUAUGGACAUCAAACCAUCAUUAAUAGUACAUUAUUUCCUGGAUACCUUUGUAGAGCACAGAUCCAUCCAUUACUGCUAUGAUCCAAAACCACCCAAAGGGACAUUGUUACCUCCUGGCAGCAGUUUGAAGGUUUGGAAUGUGCCAUGUUUCCCAAAUGCUAUGUUUACAGAUGAAAUCCAGUACUUUGUAUUGCCCAACAGUGAGGAGAAAGGUUUAUGUUCAGAAUGCAAUGGGACAGGGUCCUCUGUUUGUCAAAGGUGUGUGGGUAAAGGUAAAAUUGACUGUCGAAAUUGUUUUAGUUUUGGAUUAGGAAACAAAGUCCAGUUGUGUUCUGAGUGCACAGGGAACAGGUUUGUGAUGUGUAACACCUGCAAUGGUGUGGGACUCGUGCCAUGUACCAGGUGUUCAGCCAAAGGAAAGGUCUGGUACUUCAUCCAACUGAAGGUGCAAUACAUUAAUCAUCAGAUGGACAAACUCAUCUCCAAUGAACGCUUAGCCCUCAAAGUGGCAUUGAAAGCCAAGGGAGAGAUAGUGUACACUCACACUGCUGACAUACUUGGGCCCAUCAAUACCUGCUCCAUUGAGAACGUAAACAUCACGUCAAAUUUAUUAGUGAACAGGUCCCAAGUGUCCUGGCCAGACACCCUGAUCUUGCAGCAGAGACACACCCUUAAGGUCUUCUCAAGCAACGAAGUGUUCUUCACUUGGAAGAACUUUGAGGGACAUUUCUGGAUCUAUGACAAGAACCACCGAGUUCAUUUCAAGCAGUACCCUCAGAAGAUGUUGCCAUGUUUGUUGGCCAUUGAUAGUCAAAAUGGAGGCAAUGCCCAAUAG
Molecule: messenger RNA, 981 nt
Organism: Callorhinchus milii (elephant shark)
Lineage: Eukaryota; Metazoa; Chordata; Chondrichthyes; Chimaeriformes; Callorhinchidae
Product: protein SSUH2 homolog
Exons: 1
Coding region: 1-981 (326 amino acids)
Source: RefSeq, a predicted model, not a curated record